Molecule: messenger RNA, 3816 nt
Organism: Cyclospora cayetanensis
Lineage: Eukaryota; Apicomplexa; Conoidasida; Eucoccidiorida; Eimeriidae
Exons: 8
Coding region: 1-3816 (1271 amino acids)
Source: RefSeq, a predicted model, not a curated record
AUGCAGCAGCAGCAGCAGGAGGAGCAGCAGCAACGGCUUGUGCAGGUACUACAACAGCAGCAACAGCUACAGCAGCAGCAAGGGCCAGAUCUCAUGCGUCUCGAAAAAAUGAUAUUAGAGGUUAGCGAGGCGUGGGUGAUUGAGCGGCUGCUUGUGGCACUGGGAGCUGGCGAUGGCAGUCCGCUACUGCAGCGUGUACGACCGUUGUGCAGCUUCAGGAGCAACAGCGGCGAGCUGCCUCAAGUGCUGCAGAUAAAUGGCUGCCUGCGGCUGCUGCAUCUCUCAGCUGGUGCCCUCAAGAAUGCGGUGGGUGCCUUCCUCGCAGGAGCUUCGGCAGUCCUCCUGCUGCAUUUGCUGCUAAGCCGCGCAUUUGCUGCUGGUACGUCGCUGCAGGCGUUGCAGGAGCAACUGCACCAGCAGAAGCAGCAGCAGCAGGUCCCUAUAGGCGUGGCAACGCAUGCAGCCGCUGCUGCAGCGGCCGCUGCAGCAGCGGCUACCGAGCGGCAGCAACAUGGCUUGUUGCCGCGUUCUUUGGCGGAGUUGCUGCUCGAUCAGCCUCGGCAACAGCAGCCUCAGCAGCAGCAGCAGGAGGCGACGAAGGGGGGGUGGGGUCGGUGGUUGGAGCAGCAGCUACGCCCUGCACAAGGUCCUUGGAGUCGCAGUCUUGAGGCUUUUCUUUUUGCUGUGCAGCUGCUGGAGCGGCAGUGGACGGCGCAGCUGCAGCACAUCCGGCUGCUGCAGUUGCAAGCGCUUCAUGAGGAGUGGGGAUCUGCAUGCGACACAUACGACGCGCUGCAGCCUUCUGCAGCAACGGCAGCCUUGGCGACUGAGGGGCCUCUCCCUCCGCUGCCUUGUCUGAGCGAGGCAGGGAGCGCAGCGCGACACGCCUCCCCCUCCACUCGUCCCCCCACGCUGUUGUGGCUGCAGCAGCAGCUCAGCGGAGGACUGAGCUGCUGGACGGAGACGGCGGAGAUUCUAGAGGCUGCUCUCAACGCGGCGGCAUCCGACUGCAGCAGCAAGACAUGUCCACUCGACGCGUCGGCAGUCACGGGGGCGCUUUUGCGGCUGCUGCUGCAGCGGCUGCAGCACGCGGAACUGCGCGGCGAUCUGGUGCAGCAAAAGCUCCUUCGCUUCCUGCUGCUGCAUGCGUCAGCCCCCCUGCUGAAGCAUGUGGACUUGCUGCUGUGUUGCGGGAAAAGCUUGGACGGGCAGCAGGAGUUUCCCUGCGCAGAUGCGACUGCAGCCGCGGCAGGCUUCGUACGCAGCAGCAGCUGCUGGUGGGGUGUCUUGCGGCAGUGUCUGUGUGACGCGGCAGUCACUGGAAAUGCAGUGGCAGUGGCUGCAGCCUUGCGAGAUGCAGCUGGAACGCUGCGGCGAGAUGCAGGGGGGUCGAGGGGAGAGCAGCAGCAGCAGCAAGAGCUGCAGCUGCUGCUGAACGACUGUCCAUACACGGCUGCUGCAGCAGCCGCAGUGGAUGUUGCAGGUGGAGAAGACGGCUUCUGCUUGAACAUCACUGCUGCGCUUUUAGAGCUCGCAAAGGCUGAGCAGCAACAGCAGCAAGCAAGGCAGCAGCAGCAGCAAGCAAGGCAGCAGCAGCAGCAAGCACAGCAGCGGCGUGCUGCAGAGGCAGCAGCAUUUGACACAAAGGGCCCCAGCAGCAGCAACAGCAGUAGCAGCAGCACUUCUGAGCUUGUGUUGCUGACAGACUUUUUGCAGCAGAUCUACGAGCAUUUUCGGAGUUGGCAUUCGAUUCCAUGUUGCGAAUUGCGACGGCAGAAGCAGCGGCAGCAGCACGCAACGCGUGCUGUAAAUGCAGUGCUCGAGGCAGGGGGGCAUUCGCGUCUUGCGCUCGCUGCAGAGGAGCUGGAGCUCGUGCCUACAACUCUGCAGCUGCAGCACUUGCUUGUGAUGCCUCUUCGGCAGCUGAGAACGAGUGGACGGCAUCUUUUGCUGCUCGAGACGCUGCAGCAAGGCUUUGCUCUUGAGCGGAUCUCAGCACUGCGCGCGCUCUUCUCACUGCAGGUUGAGCCUUGGCUGCUGCCGGUGCUGCGGCUUCUCUACGGGAGGGCAGACGCCCCUCUGGCACACGUCGAUCCUCUUUUGCUCAACAGUUUGCUUCAGGAAGCAUUUGCGAGCAGCAGCAGCAGCAGCAGCAGCAGCGGUAUUACCGAGAGCAAGCGGCAGCUGUUGAAGGCACUGGAGGGUCCUCAGACGGCUUGCCAGCAGCAGCAACAGCAACAGGGGAAAGACUCCCUCAGCAGAACGCAGCAGCCUGCGGCAGCAGCAUUGCCAGGGCAUAACGAAGGCGUUGCGUGGCAGUUGCACACCCGCAUGCGCGCAGUGCUACGGGAUGUAAGUGGCGAUUCUGAAUCUGUCCACGACAGCAGGAGGGGGAAGCAGAGCAACAGGAGUAGCAGUUUGACAGCAGGGGUAAGGGCGGGGUAUGCCGCUCUGUAUGCGGAUCUCUUUUCACUGCAGCGGCAGCAUGCAGCACUCAGCGAAAUCGUGAUCUCCCUAGAGGAAGCUCCAGAAAUCCUCAAGACGGCUUCCCAAAGAACGCUCUCCUUCUCCUGCAUGCAGCUAAAGCAGAGGAACCUUCGAGCUGGCAUUCCGACUAUUCUGCCUGAACAGGCCCUUGCAGCUGCUUCAGCGAUUCUUGCAUUCACCUUGGAGCUGCGGCGAGCUGCUCUGGUGUCUGAGCACCUCCCGGAAGUUUCCCCUGUGUUGGCUGCUGCAUUCCAGCAGCAGCGGCGAGGCUUCAGCGGCGCUGCCAGCAGCGCAGUCCUCGCUCAGUUCUAUGGAAGAGUGCUAUCAGCUAGGCACGAGCUGCUGCACCUGCUGCACGGGAUGCAUGCAUAUGCGGGUCAGUGUAUCUACGCAACGGAGGCGCCGCUGCUGCGGCUGCUGCUGCAGUGCAGCAGCACGGAGGAGCUUGCUGCGCGGCAUGUGCAGCACCUGCUUUUGCUGCUGGCUGUGCUGCUCGUUCCUUUGUCUCCAGAGGCAGCAGCGGCUGCCGAAUCGGAUGCAGCAGCGGCAGCAGCAGCAGCAGCAGCAGCCGCGAGUGGUGUUGGUGGGGUCACUGCAGCAGCAGAAGCAGCUGCAGCAGGUGUCAUCCCCUCUUCACCCCUGAGUUUCGCCUUAAAUGCUGCCGCAGCAUCACACAUUCUCACUUUGCUGAGAGCACCUUUGCAGUUGCUGCAUGUCUUGCGGCGUGCAACGGCUGCUGCAGGACUGCAGCAGCAGCCUUUGUUGCUGCUGCAGCAAAACGAUCCCCUCAUGGUAGACUUCUCGGUGCCUGAUGCUGCAGAGCAGCAAGAAUCGCAGCAGGAGCAAGAAGCAUGCAGGAGUGCGUCGCAGACGCCUCGAACUCCCCGCCGCUCCCUCGAGCGCUUCGACAGCAGCAGCCACAGCAGCCCGAGGGAGCGCAUGCAGCAGCUGAGGCUGCAGCCAGUCCUAGGAUCGGCUGCCACUGCCACGAUACGGAGAUGCAUGCAGACUGUAGAGGCAAUCCACUUCAACGCGCGGCGCGCUGGUGUGGCAGUUGUUUGCCUUGCGAAAGCUGCUGCUGCAGCACUGCCAGGGACUGGGGAGGAAGACAUUCAUGACAAUCCACGUGCUGCAGCAGCAGCAGCACGCGUGGCUGAAGAGUGUCACCACAGCUGCUACAGCAACCAACAGCAGCACCAGCAGCUACAGGCGGUGCCGUGCGCCGCCACUGCGUGCCCACAGGUAGCACAGAGACUCGCGCUACUCCUGGAGGCCUUAGACGGCAAUUCCUUCUACACAAAAUUGCUAGCUGCAGUGGUGCCCAGCUAG